AAUCUGCCGAGAGAAGAGCGGAACAAGGCAGAAAAUGUCAUUCUUGUUGGAUUGAUGCCUGGACCUAAAGAAGCAAGCACCGACGAGAUCAAUAACUAUUUGCGUCCUCUUGUUGAUGAACUUAUGCUAUUGUAUAAAGGUAUCACAAUUGAUACAUAUAACUGCUCAGGUGCUCUGGUGCGUGCUGCUCUGUUGAUGGUUGCAUGCGACAUCCCUGCUGCAAGAAAGACGUGUGGGUUUACAUCUCACAACAGCACAUGUGCAUGCUACAAAUGCAAUUGUCAGUUUGCUCGUGUUGAUGGGACCACUGCUGUAAACUAUUUUGGGCUUAAGUUUUUGGAAUGGGUAGGCCGCACAAAAGAAGAAAAUCGCAGACAUGCAAACCUGUGGAAGAAUGCAAAGACAUUGAUAGAGAGAAAGCAAUUGGAGAUUGAGAAUGGUGUUUGUUGGUCUGAGCUUCAUCGACUUGUGUACUUUGAGCCAGUGCGUGCCACCAUUAUCGAUCCCAUGCACAACCUUUUUCUCGGGACUGCAAAA
This is a messenger RNA of Phycomyces blakesleeanus NRRL 1555(-), 537 nucleotides long. RefSeq lists its product as hypothetical. The transcript has a single exon. NCBI's taxonomy places the organism in Eukaryota, Fungi, Mucoromycota, Mucoromycetes, Mucorales, Phycomycetaceae. The record is from RefSeq and is a predicted model, not a curated record. The annotation marks the transcript as partial.